AUGGCAGCCGAAAGUAUUGUCAAGCAGUUCUGUGAGGAAGCUACUUGUUCCGUGUGCCUGGAACACUUCAAAAAGCCAGUGACACUUCAGUGUGGGCACAAUUUCUGCCAAGCCUGCAUCACCCACUGCUGGGAGAAGAUGGGCACACGAGCCUCCUGCCCUCAGUGCAGAGAAAUUUCCCAGCAAAAAAUUUUCAGGCUAAACUGGCAGCUGGCAAAUCUUGUGGAACUUGUCAAGAAAUUUCAGGAAGAAAAACGAGGCGAUGGGAAGUGGGGAGUGUGCAAGAGGCACCAGGAGCCCCUGAAGCUCUUUUGCUGUGAUGAUCAAACCCCCAUCUGUGUGGUAUGUGACAGAUCCAUGGAGCACCGAAAUCACAGAAUCCUUCCUAUGGAGGAGGCUUUCCUAGAGUAUAAGAAGGAGAUCCAGGCUCAGCUUCAGUCUCUGAAGCAAGAGGAAAAAAAGCUUCAGGAACAAAGAGUGGCAGAGAACUGGAGAAGCCAGAAAUUUCUGGUGAGUGUCAAGGCAGAGAAACAGAAGACCAAGUCAGCCUUUCAAAGGAUGCAAAAUUUUCUUGAACAACAAGAGCAGCUGAGACUGUCUCAGCUGAAAGAGCUGAAGGAAGAGAUGGAGAAGAGGGACAAAGAAAACCUCACCAGAUUCUCUGAGGAAAUCUCAGAUCUAAAUCGCCUGAUCACAGAGAUGGAGGGGAAGUUGCAGCAGCCUGAAAACAAAUUUUUGCGGGAUCCCAAAACUAUAUUGAGCAGAUAUGAGAAGAAGCCAAAAAGGCAGCGGUUGGAACUUCCUCCAGGACCGGAACAGGCUCUCAGGUUUUACUCACAGCAGACUCCUGGAAUACAGAAGGCUCUGGAAGAAUGUGAAGGGUUUCUGAAGGAAGCACUGGUGCAGGUGCUGAGAAAAGUUAAUGUGACUCUGGAUCCAGACACAGCACAUCCCUACCUCGUUCUGUCUAAGGAUCUGAAGAGUGUGACAUGGGGAAGGACAGGGCAAUACCUGCCCAACAAUCCUGAGAGAUUUGAUGCCGUACCAAGUGUGCUGGGCCGUGAGAAAUUCACCUCAGGAAGACACUCCUGGGAAGUGGAAGUGGGGAAUGGACAGGCACUGUGGGGUGUGGGUGUUGCUAGAGAGUCUGUCAAGAGAAAGGGAAAUAUCUCCCAUACUCCUGAUGAAGGAUUCUGGGUUGUGCAGACAGCAAGUUGGUAUGAUCGUUAUUAUGGUGGUACGUACUGGCAGAUGACUGCUUCGACUUCCUCCCAGUCAACUGUUUUAUCUGAUGUCAUUCCCCAAAAGAUACAGGUUUCCCUGGACUACGAAGAGGGUCGUGUGGAGUUUUUUGUUGCUAACCAAAGGCUCUUCGCAUUCCCUUCAUACUCAUUCUGUGGGGAGGCCCUCCAUCCUUAUUUCUUCAUUUUUAACCAAAACACAUUGAAGUGCUGA
Messenger RNA from Eublepharis macularius, 1455 nucleotides. Its product is annotated as zinc finger protein RFP-like. Lineage: Eukaryota; Metazoa; Chordata; Lepidosauria; Squamata; Eublepharidae. The transcript has 7 exons. The record is from RefSeq and is a predicted model, not a curated record. Gene Ontology annotation, molecular function: zinc ion binding; protein binding. Bases 1 to 1455 code for a protein of 484 amino acids.